Molecule: messenger RNA, 2547 nt
Organism: Lacerta agilis (Sand lizard)
Lineage: Eukaryota; Metazoa; Chordata; Lepidosauria; Squamata; Lacertidae
Gene: MEDAG
Product: mesenteric estrogen dependent adipogenesis
Exons: 5
Coding region: 71-1000 (309 amino acids)
Cellular component (GO): cytoplasm
Source: RefSeq, a predicted model, not a curated record
AGUGCCUUGCAGAUCCCGUCGUUGCUGCUGCUGCUGCUCUCGCUCCUCCGUUUGCUGCUCCUCAGCCGCCAUGGCCGUCUGGAGCGGGUCCGACUCGUGCAGCUCGGUCCGGCCCAGCUUGACCUCGGUCUCGUCGGGGGAGCUGCAGAGCCUCCGGACGUGCAACUGCGAGAUGGCUGUGCUGCCUCUGCAACAGCUAGCGCUGCUGCAGCCGGAGUCCUUCCAGCUGUCGGGGGGCGCCUUGACCGUGCGGACCCCGCCGAGUCGGCGGCUGGGAGGUGGCUUCACGGUGAUCAGCGACGGCUCAGUCCACGUGGACGGGCAGUACCACUGCAAGCUCACCGACUACUUCAAGAGAUACGUAGAACUCAACACCCACUAUGACUAUAAAAACUACAGAGAGACUAUACUGGGUCGCCCAUUGGUAUUCUUCUUCAACGUCAGAACAAAAUAUAAUUCUUCGAAAGAAAAAACAUACGCUUUGCUUGUGAACACCCGCCACCCGAAGAUGAGAAGGCAGAUUGAGAAUGGAAUGAACAACAUAAUAUCUUCUGUGAUUGGAGAAAGUUACAAACUUCAGUUUGAUUUCCAAGAUGUUGUAAAGAAUUUUUUUCCUCCUGGAGCCCAUUUGGUCAAUAAAGAGAGCCUGAGUUUUUCCUACGAGUUCAAAUGCGACGCCUUAUUUGACUUCUUUUAUUGGUUUGGGAUCAGCAAACGGACAGUUAUGGUGAAUGGGAAAGUUCUGAAUUUGUCCAGUACCAGUCCACAGAAGAAGGAGAUGAUAACAAAGUUUCUGGAUAAAAUGAGUGAACCAAACAUGCGGUCAAACAGCUUUUCAGACAGAAAGUUUAGUGUUACAUCCAGGGCUUCAGUAGAUGAUGUGUUUAAUGGCAACAUCACACCACAAUCACCUUGGAUGGAGUCACCUUUUGUAGUUUGGACAGUUCCAGGGGCUCAGGAAUCGGAAGAAGGAUCAAAUACAUUAAUCAGGUUUUCAUGAAGGAAGAAAUCCACCAAAGUGGAAUUACAGAAUGAAAGAAGUUAUUGAAAGGAAGACUUCUGUUUUCCUUUGCAUUUUGCCCAGAAGAAUAGGGAACUCUUGCAUUCCUGCUGUGUUUGUUGGUUCAGGAAAAGCCACUUCUGGUUCUUAAAAUAGUACUUGCCGAGUUCGUCUUUCAACAUUAUGAGCUUUCUGGAGGAUAGGGUUUUCUUGUUACUGCAGUCAGAAUGCAUAUAGCUAGAGUCAUUUCAGUGAUUUUAAAUCUAGAUUAUUCAAGUGGUUUUAAAUUACAAGUUUUUUAAAACGCCACUAAAAUCACGUGUACUAUGUUGCUUGCUUCAUUAUUGCUCCAGCGCUUAGCACUGUUUCCAGUGGAAAAAAUUAAUGGGAUACAGAACGGCUUUCGAGGCUAAUAAAAUGCAGCUACACUUCCUGCAGUUUUUUAAAAAAAUGGCUAAUGGUGACCUUAAAGAACUAGCAGAGGGAAUACUUGAACCCAAAAGCUUUUAGAUGAUGAUCAAAAGUCAGUGGGUGCCCAGAUUUGUAGUUCUGUUCUGGCUUGGAAAGAUGAAACACCCUAGAUAAAUGUGACUGCAAUUCGGAAUGCUUGAGAGACUAUUCUCAGCUCCAUUACACGUUUCCUAUAUCUCCCCAAGUCAAAAUAGCUUAUUUUGUGCUUCAUCUUCCGUAGGCCAAAAGGAAAGCUAAUCUACACCAUAAGCUGUUCAUUUCUUUUUCUUCCAAAGCACUUAAAGGAAUCCACUGGGAAAAUCUGGCACUAUGUUUUUUAAAUUACUUUUCCCCCCUUGCAUUCCCUCAAGUAAUGACCACGGAAGUCUCUGAAGUUCUGAUGCAGCCUCUGUAAAAUGCCAUAUUCCUUUGAUACUGCUAUCUUGUAUUAAAUGCUACAUGUUAACACUAGCAUGCCAAUCAUGGUAGGUUUUAAAGGUUGUGCUUUUUAAAAACGUUGCAUCAGUUCUGAAGAUAAAUGCAUUACCGGUUUUUUUUAAGUAACUUGUAAGAAAAUCGUCACACUUGGAGGCAGAUGGAAUGUGCAUUGCUUUCUACAUUAAAGCCUAGUUCAGUCAUUUUAACCUGUAGGAUAAUAUAUUUUCUACUCAAUCUUUAACUUGCCUUCAUAACAUACCUUAAGAAGAUGACAUAGCAACAGGGUUUUCUUCUCGGGAGCUUCUCCAGUUGCUGUAAAUGGAGCACAGCUGUUUUUAACUUUUCUCCAACCCCACUGUUGAUGGCAAAAGCCAUUUUACACAUACAGCGGAUCACUGUACAUCAGAGAAACAUGUAGGUUUUCAGCCUUAGCAAGCAGACAUUGGGCCACCAUGUCCACAUAAUUCUGUAUCAUGUGAAGACCGUAUCAACCACAUCUUCAAUUUCUCAUUUGGUUCUAUAUAUUCAACACCAUGUGGACGCGUUUACUGUCAAGGUGGCAUACGAUUGCCUGACUGAGAAUCUCCAGGUUUGCUCUUCACUUGUAUUUGAAGAUUUUACUGAUGUGGGAACGCAUAUUGUUCCUGAAGUUUUUUCCA